CUCUGGGUGAAUGGUGUGGACCUAGCGUUCUAAUUAAUUAUUGUUGUUAUAAAAAUCUUUCGCCUUUUGCAUGAGUUACAAAUAAUUUCAUAUUAAUCGGUCGUUCUGAUAAUAUACAUAUUAUGUAUAAAAUGUGAAGCAUUCUUGAUUUCACUCACGUGUUGUCCCGGUGGUUGAAAAUCUUCGCCGUCGGUUUCAAAGUUAUUAUUCGAAUCGUUUGUUUAGUUGUCACACAAAAUAGAAAUAUGCAACAAUGUGGAUUUUGUUCAAUGCUGUCAGGUUUAUUUAGACGGGCUAUGUGUGUUGCAAGUAGACGCGGGAGCAGCGAGUCUUAUUAUCGCGAACUUGGAGAUCAAGAAACAUUGAAGAUCGAUGAACAAUCUGUUGUAUCCAGUGAAGAGAUUGUUGAGAUCAAUCAACCGAAGAAGGUACUGGAGGAACUGGAGGAACUGGAGGAACCGGACAUUGACGUGAUGGCACGCCGUCACAUUAGCACGGGGCGAUUCCUGACGAUGCACAAGCGACGCAAGAAGCAUCUCCUGACCCGGACGCUGAGCCAUGAGGUGGCGCUGCUUGACGACUUACAACUAGGACAAGUCCAGUGUAUCCUGGAACAAUCGGGACUUUGGAGGUUUAACGCGUUCACCUUAGAAAACGUCUCAGGCGGUCGCAGCCUGCCAGUACUGUGCGUGCAUUUGUUCCACGUCUACGGAUUGAUUCCCCACUUCAAGCUAGAUGUGGCCAAUGCGUGGAAACUCUUCACCCUGAUCGAAGAGGGCUACCAUAGCACCAACCCAUACCAUAAUUCAAUGCACGCGGCCGACGUGACACAAGCUAUGCACUGCUUCUUACAACAGAAUCGGAUCCGGGAGUACCUGGAACCGCUGGAAAUAAUGGCAUCACUUCUGGCCGCGGUUGCCCACGAUAUGGAUCACCCAGGGGUUAACCAGCCGUUCCUCAUUGCUACAUCCAACCACCUCGCAUCGCUGUAUCAGAACACAUCAGUCCUUGAGAAUCAUCAUUGGCGGUCGGCUAUAAGCUGCCUCAUCGAGAGCGGAUUUCUGGACACAUGCGAUGUACGAGCGACGUUGGAACGACAGAUUAGCUCCCUAAUACUAGCCACGGACAUUACGCGACAGCAAGAGUACUUAGGUCGGUUCAAGAACCUACUUGAUACAGAAACGUUAGAUCUAUCUAAUCCCGAUCACCGACACCUGGUGCUACAAAUAGCUCUCAAAUGUGCUGAUAUAUCAAACCCCUGCCGCCCCUGGGAAAUCAGUCGGAAGUGGAGCCUGAAGGUAUGCGAGGAGUUCUUCCGUCAGGGUGAUUAUGAACGCAAGCUGAACCUUCCUGUGACUGCUCUGUGUGACCGCCAGAACACUACUGUACCUAAGAUCCAGAUAGGGUUCUUUAAGUUUGUGGCCACACCGCUGAUAGCCGAAUGGCACAAAUUUUUACAAAACGAUCUUUCAUCGCAGAUGAUUAACAAUCUCAAGUACAAUCAGAAAAAAUGGGAAACAUUAGUUGCACAGGAGUUGGCUGAAGAGAUAAGAACAGAAACAUCUGAUGCUGAAGUGGUUGCGGAUGAUGUAGAAAUCGGCUCAGAAACAAAUCUCUCAGAGAGUUCCGAAAUGCUUCUCCCUUUGCGUAGGAGUUCAUUUAAUCCACCAAAACCAACUAGCUUUAAAGAACAAUUAAGACGUUUUUCCGUGCCUCUCAAUAUGUUUCAAAGGGAUAAAAGCUAUACAUCGCUAUCUUUGAUUGAAAUUGAAGGUAAUGAAGACACUAGUGUGAAGGGCAGCCUCACCUCGAUUCAAUCGCAACAAAGCAUCACAGGGAAAUGUUCUUGCGAUGAAAAAGUUUUGAGUACCGAGAAUCUAUUACCAAACUCUUCUAUCGCCUCGAUAACAACUCCUGUUCAAGCUAGUAGGCUUAAAACAGUUCUCAAAGGUGGCAGGACAUUCAAACUUGUCCGUCAGAAGACUUUCCCGCCCAUGGAGUAUUCUGGGCAAGUGCACGCACUCCUUUGUCGCCCGUUGUAUACGAGUGCUGAAGGUACUAUUUACUCAGCCAACACACACCGUAAUGAAUGGGAAUUGCUGCGAGAUGAUAAAUUUAAGACUGAUAAUUUGUUUACUUCCAAUGUUGAAAUACAAGGAGGGGACAAUAAGGAGAAAGAAAAUGUUAACAUGCCACACCGCGGCAGCAAAUGGUGUCUCGGAAGCCAGCUGAGGGAGAACCUGACUUCAGUCAAUCUUGGGUUGUUUCCUGCUGAAGAUCAUCUAGGUCGCCGUAAAUCUAUGCCUGCGGAUGACUUAUGUGCCCCAAAAGAGAAGAUUAUGCGUGAAGUAGUCGCAGUUAUUCCGGAACUGCUUCGAGCUUUAGCCGGCAAUGAUUCUUCAUCACGAAGGAGAGGUUCUGCACCCGCUCCCAUCAGCCCGUCCGAGCUGCCAGGACUCGCGGCGCUAGCAGGGACAAAGAGCAACAACAACCCGAGGAGGAAACUGACGGUCACCGCUCAAAUAUGGAAGACCAAAGCUAACGAGACGUCUCCUCACCUCGUUCGCAGGAGUUCAUUACCGGUUGAGGUGAUGACAGAAAUAUCAUCACGCUGAACCAACUCAACUGUCUUCUUUUACAAUAUAAGGAAUGAAUCUUUCGAAGAAGGAACGAGCCUACGUAAUAUUAUUCUGACCACUACAGUUAUUUAGUGUUGCCAUUAUGGUGAGUAUGAAUUAGGUCGGGCAGACCCCAGGUAUCCGCCUGUACCUUUAAAUAUGACAAAUUUUGUAUAAGCACAAAAUUAUUGACUUUCUUAAUAUAAAGGAUGGCCAUAUUCAAAUGAACGGCCAACUGUUUAUAUGUUUUGUGAUUUUUUUUUAAGUGUUAUAUUAUCAAGGGAUAGAGUCUCAUCGUUUUUAUUUUAAAAGAUGUUUAAUCUUAGAUUAAUAUAUUAUUGCUCUAUUGGUCAUUAUAUGUACGAAGGGCGUGUGUAUGUAUUCACAUUGUUGGUUGAUUUUUUACAGUUCGGCUGUUCAAAAUAAUUUUUUGUAAAACUUUUAACAAUACAGAAAUCAUUGAUGGCUUAUGAUGGGAUGGUUAUUUUUCGCGUUUAUCGUAAUGAGAACAUUUACUGGCAUUAAUAUGUUAAGACAUCAUAUGAUAAACUUAACUUAUAAUGUAAAUAAGUUAUAAUAAUGUUGUGGGUUGUUGGCAAUUCCAUUGUCGUGUUCCACAAAUAUAUCCUAUUUUGCCCAACCCCUGUCGUGUUCUUCUGUAGUGUUCUUCUCCAGCGGACCGAUGAUUUAUAACAACACCGCUGACGACGUAUGCUUGACAUCAGUAUUAAAGAUAUAAUAUCAAUGGGAUACCGAAUUUAUCAAGUCAUUUU
This is a messenger RNA of Leptidea sinapis, 3391 nucleotides long. RefSeq lists its product as uncharacterized. The record is from RefSeq and is a predicted model, not a curated record. The transcript has 11 exons. Gene Ontology annotation, molecular function: 3',5'-cyclic-AMP phosphodiesterase activity. Bases 246 to 2615 code for a protein of 789 amino acids. NCBI's taxonomy places the organism in Eukaryota, Metazoa, Arthropoda, Insecta, Lepidoptera, Pieridae.